AUGUCUGCCAGAGCGUUACGAAAGUUGCAAAAGCAGCGCGAACUAGAGGUGCAGCUCCAACUAGCUGAAGAUCACGAAAGUUCAAAUGACGAAUCCAUACCAGCUCCUCCAAAGAAGAAACUAAAUGCCUUCGACUUGCUGAAUGCCGCCGGCGGAGAUGACGAUGACGAUCAAACUUCGGAAGAUGAGACGGUAUCAAAAGAAACAUCCAAUGCUCAGAUCGAGACCUCUACAGUGACUACGACAGUAGAAACAGCCAAGAAGAAGAAGAAAAAGAAGAAGAAGAAGAAGGCAACGCAGAAAUCUGCCGCCGAGCCGGAAAAGGUAGCUGUGGAGGAGCUGGAUGAUAUUGAUCGAGCACUCAGGGACCUAGCGGUCAAAAAUGGUACCGCUGUCGUCUCGAGCGAGAAGCAGCCUGCGCUUUCCGCGAGGGAAGAUGCAUUCGCCAAAUCGCCUGCCGAACUCCUUGCCAUCGAACCAAAGUCUCUUAAUGCGAUGAACGAAAUGCGAAAACUUUUUGGAAAUAUUGUUCUCGAAUCCUUUGAGGAACAGGAUGCUGGAACUGGACGACGAAGGGAGCGGCAACGAGAAAUGCUUGACCUGGGCAAAGCUUUGAGUGGGCGAUAUAGCCCCGCUAGUAGAGGACAGAGUCUUGCUGGGGUGACCAUGAGGAAAAACAUACUUAUGCAAGGGAAGGAUGAGUGGCCGAGAACGACAAGUGGUGGACUUGGGAUGGAACUUGUGCAGAGACUACCGGAUGGUAGCAGUCAAUACCGACUUGUGCAUAACAAAGCAUAUCAGGACGUGCAGAUGCAGUUUGAUAUGUGUGUCGAGUCUAUGGAUCCCCAGAGAUUGAUACAGCUCUUGCAAUACAACCCAUACCAUAUUUCGACCUUGCUUCAAGUUUCUGAAAUAGCCAAACAUCAAAGCGAUCAUGCUGUCUCGGCUGAUCUGCUAGAAAGAUCGUUGUUCAACAUAGGUCGCGCAGCUCAUUCCUCGUUUAAUACUCAACUACAAGAAGGAAAGGCAAAAUUAGAUUUUAUACUUACAGAAAAUCGAGAAUUGUGGCUCACCAUCUGGAGAUAUAUCGCAAACCUCGGCAUGAAAGGAACAUGGCGGACAGCAUACGAAUGGGCCAAGCUGGUCCUGAGUCUUGACAUCAAAGACCCUUAUUGUAUGAGGCUGCUUAUCGACAAUUUGGCACUCAGGGGCCGACAGUACGAACAUUUCAUCUCUCUUUGCACGGAAACCGUGUUCAAGGAAGAUUGGGAAUCAUAUCCGAACAUUCAAUGUUCGCUGGCUCUAGCAUUACUACGUUUGAAUAAGCCCAAAGAGGCUCGCCAGCAAUUGCGAGCCGCCAUGGCGCGUUAUCCUUGGAUAUUUAAUCGGCUAGCUCAAGAGCUUGAUGUGCAGCCUAUUCCCAAAAGAAUAUGGGGAAAGAUGCCUCCGGCCCAGUCUCAUGAACUACUCGCCGAACUUUAUAUAUCCCGCGCCAAGGACUUGUGGAAUACACCAGAGGUUCUUGCGCUCCUCGUGGAAAUAGCAGAAACCCUUUCAGAAGAGUCAGUGGCGAUUGAACCACCAGAGAUUACUUUAGACAUAGCGCGCCAUGUCGUACUUUCCGACAUCCCUAGUGUUACAACUCAUCUUCCGACUCGCUUUACAACCGGCAGAAUCUCUGCUUCCGACCCACUGCCCCCAUAUGAAUCCGAGGCAUAUCGUCAGCAAAGUAAUCCGGUUCCGUCGUACAUCUCACAGAUUCCCGAGGCUGCUCAACCGCAGUGGUUAAGGAAUCUUCUUGGACGUGCGAAUCCGGAUGAAAUAGAACAUAUGGACGACGAUGACGACCACAGUGGCAUAGAUGAUCUUCCUGACUUGGAGCCGGUUGAUGAGGAUCCCACAGCAUCUCUCCCACCGCCUAGUAGUGAUCAAGGAGCGGUCAGACAAUGGCUCCUCGGCCCUGGUAUCCUGCCGCUUCAAAGAUUCGUACGACAACACGGUAUAGACCCCGGAAAUUGGGAAGAUACCGAGCCUGUUCCUGUGAAUAACUACGUUGAUGGUCUGAUAAGGAUAUAUCCCUUUGAGGACCGGGAAGAAUUACUAUAUGGACCCAUUCAAGACAUACUGGGUGAGAUGGUGGUGGAUCUGAUUGAAUGGCAGGGGCAUAUGCGGCCGGAAUACUGGGAACAUCCUAACAAUUGA
Talaromyces amestolkiae is the source of this 2202-nucleotide messenger RNA. RefSeq lists its product as uncharacterized. The transcript has 2 exons. The record is from RefSeq and is a predicted model, not a curated record. Gene Ontology annotation, molecular function: protein binding. Gene Ontology annotation, cellular component: RQC complex. Gene Ontology annotation, biological process: ribosome-associated ubiquitin-dependent protein catabolic process; rescue of stalled cytosolic ribosome. Bases 1 to 2202 code for a protein of 733 amino acids. NCBI's taxonomy places the organism in Eukaryota, Fungi, Ascomycota, Eurotiomycetes, Eurotiales, Trichocomaceae.